CUGCAUUGUAAGACGCUAAAUGUUUUAUCAAGUUAUACUGGAAAAUUUCCCGCUCCAGGUGAGACGAUUGUUGGCGAAAAAUUUUUAACUGGAUACGGUGGAAAGGGUGCUAACCAGUGUUUUGCUGCUCAAAUCCUCGGUGCCAGAACUUCAAUUAUAUCGCGAGUAGGCGAUGACUAUUUCGGGAAGGACUAUGUAAACUAUCUGAAGAAGGUUGGGGUGGAAACAGAAACCAUAAAAGUGAGUAACACUGCUCACAGUGGUGUUGCUGUCAUUACUGUGGAAAGGAAUCAUGGUGACAACAACAUUGUGAUUAUUCCUGGCGCCAACUUGGAAAUCUCGAUUGGUGAUGUCAAGGAGGCAAAAAGAAAGGGGCUCCUCGGGGAAAAAGUCAUGGCAUGUCAGUUUGAGGCCAACCCAGAAGCAACACUUUAUGCAAUGGAGCAAGCAAAGGCACUUGGUCUGAUUACUAUCCUAGACCCCUCUCCUGCCCCAAUACCUGGCUCGCCAUUUCUUCCCCUCUUGAGGCGUUUUCUGGUAGCGUCAACAAUUGUGUGUCCGAACGAAACGGAGGCAGCUGUUCUCACUGGCAUUCCCGCACCUGACUUCGAAGGAAAGUGCCCACUCGAGAUUGCCGAAACUGCCCUGCCCUGGCUUCUUCACAUUCUCAAAGCUGGUGUUUUGUACCCUCUCAUCACUCUCGGAGCAAAGGGUGUUGUUGGUCUUCUUCCGAAAUCCGAAGGCGAAUCUACUCGGGCCACUGAUGUUACGCUAUUUCAAUCUGAUAUGGUAGGGAGCAGUAAAGCCAUUUUUCAUAUUCGCUGCCCAUCGCACACAGGAAUUGUUGAUACCACUGGUGCCGGGGAUUGCUUUGCUGGUUCUCUCGCCUUUUACAUGGCGCGGUACCCAGGCCUAACAAUUGUUGAGAAGCUUCGUCGUUCAGUUUGGAUUGCAAGCCGAUCUGUCUUAAAACAUGGCACACAGAUUAGUUUCUGCGGUCGUCACGAACUCCCCCAAGAAUUGUUCGAUGAUGCUGAAUUCACUUGGCCCAAGUAA
Messenger RNA from Mesocestoides corti, 1056 nucleotides. NCBI's taxonomy places the organism in Eukaryota, Metazoa, Platyhelminthes, Cestoda, Cyclophyllidea, Mesocestoididae. The record is from the annotation of a GenBank genome assembly.